Messenger RNA from Neocloeon triangulifer, 3308 nucleotides. Its product is annotated as multiple epidermal growth factor-like domains protein 6. Gene Ontology annotation, molecular function: scavenger receptor activity. The transcript is spliced from 19 exons. NCBI's taxonomy places the organism in Eukaryota, Metazoa, Arthropoda, Insecta, Ephemeroptera, Baetidae. The record is from RefSeq and is a predicted model, not a curated record. Bases 101 to 2782 code for a protein of 893 amino acids.
UUUUUGCAUCCUCACUCGAUACGCUCUCGUCUUCCUGGACGGAAGGCGAAUUUUGAGCUGCUUGGUUUCUUACAUUGAAUCGUGUUGGUGAUUUUCAGCUAUGCUUGGGACAAGCUUAAUUUUCCUGUCCAUCUGCCUGCCAGCAAUAUUUGCUCAAGGAAACAUCCCUUACGGCCCACCCUCAAACACGCAACUAGGCCAGGCACCGCAAGUAAUUCCAAGUGCACCAUGUCAACCCGGAUUUUAUGGCCCGAACUGUGCCCAAAGGAUGCCGGGAAAUAGAUAUUGCGGAGGUCAAUUCAGAGAGUACAAUCAAAUGACCGGGCUCUGCAUAUAUGGAUGCCAAUGGGCUGGCCAACAACCGCCUUAUUGCGAUCGAGAAUGUUACGAUGGAAAAUUUGGCUUCAAUUGUAACUUUGAUCAGCCACGAGGAAAAUGUUCUGGCUUGGGACAGUUCGGGACUUACAACAAAGUGGAUGGGAAAUGCACCGUAGGUUGUGCCAGACCAGGUUACCUGCCUCCAGAUUGCGUAACAGUAAGAGUUUGCGAGUAUGGAAAAUACGGAAUAAAUUGCAACGAACAAUUUUAUGAACGUGUCUGCAAUGGCAAUGGGCAUUUCGGCGAAUAUGACUUUACUAAUGGAGCGUGCACGAAAGGUUGCGUCCAUCCCGGAAAACAGGCGCCAUUCUGCAAAUACGACUGCGGUAAUGGAAAAUUCGGCUGGAAUUGCCAACAUGAUAUACCGAAAGGAAGAUGCGCAGGGCCUUUUCCUUAUGGGAACUAUGACAAAGUAUCUGGCCACUGCUACAGUUGCAAAUCUCACGGCAAAAAACUUCCAAAUUGCACUUACGACUGCGACGAAGGAGAAUUUGGCCAAAACUGUCAGUUAAGAUUGCCGAUUGGUGAGAAAAGAUGCUCGGGUUAUGGCAUGUACGGUGAUUACGAUAAAAAAACAGGAAAUUGCAAACACUGCGCUCAGCCCGGCUUUAAACUACCUUCAUGCAACCAAAUGUGCGAUGAUGGAACUUUUGGAUUGAACUGCAAGCUGAAGUUGAAAUUAAAAAAGUGUUCCGGCCAUAUGAGGUUUGGAGAAUACGACCCAGCCACAGGGAACUGCAGGGGCAAUUGCCUGGAGCCUGGCUUAAAAUACCCUGAAUGCGAUCAAGCUUGUGAAAAUGGAUGGUAUGGAGCGCAUUGCCAAUCGAAACUAGGGCCUGGAACGUGCGGCGGUCAGGAAAUAGGAAAUUAUGACAAGAAAACUGGGCACUGCAGGACCUGCGGAAGGUUUGGCUUUAAGCCACCUCUUUGCACCGAACCGUGCGAAGCUGGAUUUUUCGGACUGCAUUGCCUAAAUAAUGUAAAGCACAAAUGCUCUGGGAACGACACCAGCGCCACAGGCCACUGCACCACUUCCUGCCAAUAUCCAGGAUUUGAAUUUCCUUGGUGUGAAAAUGAAUGCGAGGACGGGAAAUUCGGACUAAACUGUACAGAGAAACUCGGUGAGAAAAAGUGCUCCGGUGCUGGAAAGUAUGGUGACUACAACAAGGCAACCGGAGAAUGUCUGCAAUCGUGCGAGAAGUUCAACCUGCAGUUUCCACUCUGCGAAAAGGAAAAAUGUUCAAACAACGAUUUCAAUCGCACGAACGGGAGAUGCUCCGUUUCUUGCGCUGCACCUGGGUUUAUAUUUCCUGACUGCGGAAAAGAAUGCGAUCAUGGGGCUUUUGGAUUGAACUGCUUGCAAAAUAUAACAACGAAAAAGUGCGCUGGAAGUGCUCCAUUCGGAGAUUAUGACCCAGCAACAGGAAAUUGCCAGGGAGAUUGUUUCCUGCCUGGCUUCAAAAAACCUGAAUGCGACAAAGAGUGUGAUAAUGGGACGUAUGGACUGCACUGUGCCUCUCAACUUGGGCCUAGGAUAUGUGGAGGUCAAGGUCUAGGAAAUUACGAUAAGAAAACAGGACAGUGCAGGAGUUGCGCGCGGUCUGGUUAUAAACUGCCCACUUGCACUGAGCCGUGUGAUGUUGGAUUUUUUGGGCUCGAUUGCAAAAGAAAUUUCACGUCAAACAAAAAAUGCUCUGACGAUGACUACGACCGCGUCACUGGUUAUUGCAACACUUCCUGCCAGAUUCCAGGAUUUGAAUUCCCCGCGUGCGAUUUAGAAUGCGAAGAGGGAGAAUAUGGGUUGAACUGCAAAGAGCAACUUAACAAAAAGAAGUGCUCGGGUCCAGGAGAUUUUGGCUAUUACAACAAGUCCAACGGAGAAUGCCUGAAUUCAUGUGAGAAACUAGGUUUGCAGUUUCCAUUGUGCGAAAAGGCUUGCGAUGAUGGAUUUUACGGCCUAAACUGUCAAGGAAAAAUAUCAAACAAAUGCUCCAACAAUGCAUAUGAUUUAAUUACGGGUUAUUGCAACACUACCUGCCGUAACUCAGAGUUUCAGUUUCCAGGCUGCGAAAGAGCAUGUGAGGAAGGAGAAUUCGGACCAUAUUGCGAGCAUCAACAUAGGGAGAAAAAAUGCUCAGGUGGUGGCGAUUUUGGCGAAUACAACAAGGCUAAUGGAGAAUGUGUGCAAUCAUGUGAGGAUGCCGGUGUGCAGUUUCCACUCUGCGAAAAGGAAUGUCAAGCUGGAAAAUUUGGACUAAAUUGUAACGAGUCAUUGCCAUCCGGGGUUUGCGAGGGAAAAACUGAAUUUGGAGAUUACGAUAAAGCGACCGGAGAUUGCAAAUCGGGGUGCAAGGUGAAUGGCAUGCAACCGCCAAAGUGCAUCAUUGAAAUUAAGAAUAAAUAAAUGCAGAGGGCAAAAUCGGAUAUCGGAUUCAUUGGGUUUGCGCUGAUCACCUAACGUAACAACUUAGAGCAACUUCCAAAGUUCGUUGAAUUUACAUUAUAACGUAGUUAAAAAAAACAUAUUUGAAAAUAAUUUAAUUAAUUUUAAGCAUAGCUAAAAUGAAUUUUAAUUUAAAAUAACUGAAAUCAAGCCAACAAUGGGAUUUUUUUUUAAUUCAUUGAUUGCUUUUGAGUCGCCCUCAUUACUUUAAACGAAGCAGAUAAUUUUUCUAGAUGAUAUAAAUAAACAUAAUUGAUUAUAAAUUAUAAAAUUUCAAAAUAUUUGACACAUCAAAAUAAGUUUCUCUUGGCCACAAAAAAAGUAUAUAUUAUUCCUGCUAAAAAUUUAAAAUCCCCGUUCACAAAUAAUUAAUAUGUGUAGCCGUUUUUACACGUUCUUUUUGAAUAAUUUUGAAUUGUAAUUGUCAUAAGAGUUAAUUUUCAAAUGAAAAUUUAAGCUGCUCAUAUAAUCAAAUUUCAAUCUUAAA